AACAUUUCGAGUUGUUUAUUUUCCGGAUCCAUGGUCACCAUGACAACAGUGUCUUCUAAACCCUUGCAAAUGUUGGAAAGUCUUCAUUCCGUCGAGCGACCACUUAGUGCCAACACGACUGAGCUGAACUUGACUGUUUUUUUGGCGACAAGAUCGACUCUUUCCAUGAUGAAAGGUGACAUGAAUUCUUGUUUGAAAGAUCUGCAGAGCCAGGUGGAAAUUCUGCAGCAACAGCUGACUGAGUCCAGGACUGAGAACAAGCUCCUCAAAAAAGACCUUAAAACCCAAAGAAUGGAGGUGUGGCACUACCAGGAUGAAAACGUCGACCUGAUUGAGGUAACCAGCAAGCAGAAGAGGAAGAUCAAAACUUUGAAAAAGUUGCUUGAAGAAACCUCUGGUUGUCGUGACAACUUGGCAAAGCAGCUCCAAGAGACGGGAGAGCGGCUGGACAACACACAGAACAACCUCCAACAUAGGGAGCAGCCCAGCCAGAUGGAGAAGCUGGAGGAGCUCACAGAGAAACUGGAUGAGACCACCAUGGAGCUGAAGGAGAAGAACUGGAAGAUAGAGUUGUUGGAGGAAAUGCUUGAAAUCAACAAAAUCCUGAACGACUUUCAACAAUUGAAGCAUGAAGCAGAGACCUUUCUACUCAGAUUUGAUUCUGCUAAAUUGCAUGAGCAAAUCGAUCAGCAGAGCAGAGACAUCAAGAAAAAGCAGAAAAAACUUGAGAAGAUUAAGAUUUCCUCCAGAAAGUUCUCUGGAGAAACUUGCAAAAAAGCAAACAAGAUGGUGCAGACGGAUGGAGAUGACCUCAUCCCACAGUCUGCAUCACGCAAGUCCAAGCGAGUCCGCUUUGCAGCUGAAACCAGCAAACAUCAACGAAGCACCGUUACCACGUUUUGUGACAGACCAGUGGAGGGCUCCUUUCCUCCAGAAAAACGCCUGGACAAGAUCAAUCCAGCUGAUCUAUUGAAGGAAAAGCUCCAAGAAGAUCCUCAGGAGUUUGCAGAGUCUUCAAAGAGCAGCCAUGUUGGCAGGAGCCCCAAGCGCCGGAUCAGGAGGCACUAUACACCUAAAAACAACGCUCCUCAAAAUCCACCAGAGCCAGAGCCAAGCUGGUUGAAAGAACCAUCAGGGAGACUGAGGACAUUUUUCAACCACCUCAAGAGGCUCCCUGAAUACAUUGUGAAGACUGUGAACUAGAACUAUAAAUAAUUAUGUGUAAAUAUUUCAAACUGUAAGUAUAAAAUCUGUAAAAAGUUCCAACUGUUGGAAAUACAUCUUUGUGAUCAUUUUA
This is a messenger RNA of Oryzias latipes (Japanese medaka), 1297 nucleotides long. RefSeq lists its product as uncharacterized. NCBI's taxonomy places the organism in Eukaryota, Metazoa, Chordata, Actinopteri, Beloniformes, Adrianichthyidae. The record is from RefSeq and is a predicted model, not a curated record.